AUGUUCAUGAUUUGGAAGAUAUUUGUAUUAUGUAUGAUUGUUGAAUUCAUUUCCUCGGAACCAGUACCCGAAACUGUUGACUCAAGCCAUGAUACUCACGAUGUAUCCAUUCAAACUGAUGUUGAUUUAGAUCCACGUUUUCUUCUAUUAGAUUUAAAAAGAGAAAUCGAAAGGCUAAAAGAUACAUUUAAUACUGUGGUUGCCAAAAUAAAUUCUAUACCACCUUCAAGCAUAGCAACCAAAUAUAUUCAUAAUGGAGUGUUAUCAAGUAUAUGUAUUAUACUUACUGUAUAUUACCAUGUCAAGAAAUCUUAA
Molecule: messenger RNA, 315 nt
Organism: Schistosoma rodhaini
Lineage: Eukaryota; Metazoa; Platyhelminthes; Trematoda; Strigeidida; Schistosomatidae
Source: the annotation of a GenBank genome assembly